Messenger RNA from Pantherophis guttatus, 2607 nucleotides. It is a transcript of the gene LSM14B, whose product is annotated as LSM family member 14B. The record is from RefSeq and is a predicted model, not a curated record. Lineage: Eukaryota; Metazoa; Chordata; Lepidosauria; Squamata; Colubridae. Gene Ontology annotation, molecular function: mRNA binding.
GGGCCCCCCCGCUCCGCCGACGCCAUGAGCUCGGGCACGCCGUAUAUCGGGAGCAAGAUAAGCCUCAUCUCCAAAGCGCAGAUCCGCUACGAGGGCAUCCUCUACACCAUCGACACAGACAACUCCACCGUCGCCCUCGCCAAGGUGCGCUCAUUUGGAACAGAAGAUCGUCCCACAGACCGCCCUGCUCCUCCGAGGGAAGAAGUUUAUGAAUAUAUCAUCUUCCGAGGGAGUGACAUUAAAGAUAUCACUGUAUGUGAGCCUCCGAAAGCACAGCAUAAUCUGCCUCAAGAUCCUGCUAUUGUCCAGUCAUCUCUGAGCUCUGCGUCUGCAUCUUCUUUUCAACCUCAUGUGCCUUAUAGUCCUUUCAGAGGGAUGUCGUCCUACAGUCAGCUUGCUGCCAAUUCUUUAAUUGGCCAACAAUAUGCAGCAUCUCUUGGGUUAGAGAAGCUGGUAAGCCCUCCAGCAUCAGCAGCUGCUUCCAGUCCUAGCACUUCUUCAUCUCCUCAGCCAGUUUCAGAGCCUGACUUGUCAUCAGAGCCACAUCUGCUGUCUUCUAAGGGUGCUGCUUUUCCAUCUGUUCAUUCAGUGCGCAAAAGUCCAAUGGUGGAGCAGGCUGUUCAGACUGGCCCGCUGGAUAACAGCUUGAAUCCCAAAAAGGCAGUCAAAGCUCCUCCAGCAAUUCAACGCAACACACGUCAGAUUCAGCAGAAUCACAAGACAAAUGAUAUAGUUGACCCACCACCUGUGCAAACGCAAGGGCAGGUGAAUGAUGAGAAUAGAAGGCCCCAGAGGAGGAGAUCAGGAAAUAGAAGAACUAGGAAUCGUUCCAGGGGACAGAAUCGACCAGCUGCCGUGAAAGAGAAUACAAUCAAGUUUGAAGGUGACUUUGACUUUGAAAGCGCCAAUGCACAGUUCAACCGAGAAGAAUUGGAUAAAGAAUUCAGGAAGAAACUUAAUUUCAAGGAUGAUAAAGUUGACACCGGAGAAGACAAGGGAGAACCUACUGUGGCUGCUGAAAACUGUGAUGGCAACCCAGAUGAAGAUCUACUGGGACCCAACUGCUAUUACGACAAAACAAAAUCCUUCUUUGAUAACAUCUCAUCAGAACUGAAGUCUAGUUCACGGCGUACAACGUGGGCUGAAGAACGGAAGCUGAACACAGAGACCUUUGGUGUUUCUGGGCGAUUUCUCCGUGGCCGCAGUUUUCGUGGGGGAUUUCGUGGUGGAAGGGGGUCUGGAGCUGUGCGGCGAAGUCAGGCUACUCCCAGAGUUGGCACUGGAAGAGUUUGAAUUCUGCAGAGCUUUCAGCCACAUCGCUAUGAAGUCAUGUACAUAGGAAGGAGGGAACAAUACAAACUUGCUGCACUUAAAAAAGGAUGGGUGAAUGAAACUUUUAUCUUCACAAGCCUGAAUUCCGAUGGGAUUAUUGCUAGUCUGUCACAGCAGAUGGGAGCACUGGGAUUACUUCAAUAGGAGCGCACUCGGGAACCACCGGUUCAAGUUUUGUUUUUUCUCUCUCAAUUUUUCUUUUUGCAGGGGAGGGUCUUUUGCAAGUAGUGCAAGCAACCUGUGCUGCUGCUUAAAUUCUAGCCGCUGUUGUAGUUGAGCACGGGGAGGAGUACUUGUUCUAUUCCCAAAGAAAGCGAUGCAAUUCUGAACUCUUCCAAACAAAAAAAAAAAAAAAAAAACCACCCCAAAACCAGCAACUUAAAUUUGGAGAACGGACAAGUCUGCUGGUCUCCUUUUUCUUCUGACUUCUAUGCUUUUCUCUUCACCUUCCUUCCCCACCCCCUUUGGAGCAAUUGUUUUGAUGUCUAGAAACCAAUUCUAGUGCAAACAUGUUGUGUGUGUGAUGUAGUGAUGGGAUUUGUCGCCCACCAUGUUAUCUGUAAUUCUGACUUGCCGCUUGAGAAAUCUUUUCUCUGGAGUUUUACACACUGCAGAGUUGCUUGGAGUGCUGGUCACCCCUCUCAGAAGAAUUAGUAUCUCAAAACUGAUCCGGGAUGAAUGCCGUUGUCGAUUUUCUAAUGAUGAGCCGUUCUACACCACUGCGGAUUUUCUGUAGGUGGAGGCGGCUUAAAACGUACACAUCAUGCCCUUUCAGCAAAUCUUGAGGGAUCUUUUUUUAUCUCUCUGAUUUAAAGGGGGAAAAAGUUCCAAGCUUCACGUUCUCUCAAAAUGCGAGAUGCAACUUCUAAAUGAAGCUUGGGUGGAUUCAGUAAACUCAGUUGCUCUUCAUAAUGUCCCCCAACUUAUAGUUUUGUUUCGUUUUUUUUGGUGUGUUUUUAAAAUAGUUGUGGAGGAUAUGAGCACACAGGGAUUAUACACUUGCAUGGAAAUGGGUAAAAGCCUUUAGUAAUAGGUUUGUGCCACUUUUGUUACCUUGUAGAAAUAUUCUGUUGAAAGGCUUCCAUAGUGGAGGCUGCGUCUCCUCCCCGCCACCCCCAUUUCCAUGGCUCCCCCUAGGUCUUGCAUUAAGUUGGUGUAAAGCUUUAGUUUUGUUUUUUUUUUGUAGGCCUUCAUUGCAAAGAGUGACACGUUGUGAUGAGGUCGCAUUAUGGAGUCAUGUAAAUUGUAAUUAUAAAUAAACAUGUAAAUGUUUAA